UUGCAAAUAUAGAUCAUAUCGAUCAUUAAUAUUGUCAAAUCACUGUAAUAUAAUUAAUAAAAAUUCACAUAUGUAUUCUUAAACUUGAUGCGUGUACAUAUAUUACACGAAUACGCGCGUGCGCACAUACACACACACAUAUACAUUAUUGACAAUUGACAGAUGAAUACAGUAGAAUAAAUAUUGACAUUAGAAAUAAUUUAUUUUUAUAGAAUAAUUUGUUCAUAUAAUUACACAUAAAAACUUAAUCAAAGUUUAAUAAUGUGUAGAAGAAUUUGGAAGUUUCUUUGUAUUACAAGUAAAUGUUAAAUAUUUCAAAUUUACAGUAGGAGAACGCAUUCUCAUCAUAUACGUCAGAUGAAUAUCAAUACAUGCAGAUGAGUAAAGUUCCAACGAUGCAUUUUCAACCUUCCUUACCUCGUUUACCAAUUCCUAAGCUUGAAAACUCAUGUCAAAGGUAUUUAAAUGCACAACGACCUAUUAUAAAUGAAGAACAAUUCUGCAAAGUUGAGUCUUUAGUUAAAUGCUUUCUUAAUGAAGAUGGACCCACAUUACAAAAAGAGCUUAUUCAAAAAGAUUCUAAGAAUCGUCAUACAAGUUAUAUUAGUGAACCUUGGUUUGAUAUGUAUUUGAAAGAUCGUAAACCAUUACCCAUUAAUUAUAAUCCUUUUCUAGUAUUUUUGCCAGAAACUGAUACACGAUACAAUGAUCAGUUGGUAAGAUCUACUAAUCUUGUUAUAUCUUCAUUAAGAUUUAUGAAAUCUUUAAGAAAAGAAAUUUUAAUACCAGAAGUAUAUCACAUUAAUCCUAAAAAAUCAGAUACUGAGUUCUUUAAAAAAGUUACAGGAUUACUUCCAUCUAGUAUAAGUUGGGCUGGUGCUUAUUUGUUUAAGGCUUUUCCAUUGGAUAUGUCACAAUAUCAACAUCUCUUCAAUACAAGUAGGAUACCGCAACAAGGAAAAGAUCAAAUUUAUCAUGAUGCUAAAGGACGUCAUUUAAUUGUAAUGCGUAAAGGUCAUUUCUAUGCAGUUGAUGUUUUGGAUGAAAAUGACUAUAUUCGACAACCUAAUGAAAUAGCUGCUUCCUUAAAAUUAAUUUUGGAAGAUGAUAAACCUUACAAUACAUAUCCUAUUGGCGUAUUAACAACAUCAGAACGUAAUAAGUGGGCAUCUGCUAGAUUACAUUUAAUAGAUAUAGGAAAUGAAAAUAAUUUCCAAAAAAUAGAUUCAGCUUUAUUCACUUUGAUAUUGGAUGAUGAUCAUAUCGGUGAUGAUUACAAUAAAUUAUUUAAAACAUACCUUCAUGCUGAUGGAACAAAUCGUUGGUUUGAUAAAUCUUUUUGUUUAAUUGUUACAAAAGAUGGAUAUGCUGGUUUGAAUUUUGAGCAUUCUUGGGGAGAUGGAGUAUCAGUUCUUAGAUAUUUUAAUGAUGUACAAGCAGAUAUGUCAAAAAAACCAAGAUUUCAUCCUGAAAAUGUGAAAGAUCUUUCUGCUAGGCAUGUUUUAAAAGUAGACAAACUUGAAUUUGUAUUGGAUUCAAAAAUUAAACACAUUAUUGACGAAGAACGAAAAAAUUAUGAAAUGUGGGUAAAGCAAUUACUUUUAAGUCAUGUUUUAUAUGAAGGAUUUGGUAAAGACGAAAGUAAACAAAUAGGGAUUAGUACAGAUGCAGUAAUGCAAUUGGCAUUUCAAUUAGCAUACUAUGAACAGGAAGGUCAAAUGGUACCGACUUAUGAACCCUGUAGUACAGCAGCUUUUAAACAUGGGCGCACAGAAACUAUUAGAUCAUGUACUUCCCAAACUAAAGCUGCUUGUAUAGCUUUAACACAGAAAAAUAAUAAUAUUUCUACUGCAGAACUUAAAAAAUUGAUUUUUGAUUGUAGUCUUACACACAAUAAACUCAUAAAAGAAGCUGCCAUGGGACAAGGAUUUGAUAGACAUUUAUUUAGCUUAAAAACAAUUUGUGAAAAAUCAGGUACACGUAUGCCUGCUAUAUUUGAAGAUCCAUCAUACAAUUAUUUCAAUCAUUAUAUAUUGUCUACUUCUACUUUAUCAAGUCCUGCAUUACUUUGCGGUGGUUUUGGGCCUGUCGUAAAUGAUGGAUAUGGAAUUGGGUACCUAAUACAAGAUAAUAUGGUGGGUGCUAUAGUAAGUGGUUAUCAAGGGCAUCGUAAUGUCACCGAUUAUGUCAAAAACUUAGAGAAUGCAUUGAAAAAAAUUCAUAGACUAUUAAUAAGUAAAUAAUAUAAAAUUUGAUAACAUAUGCAAAUGUUAAAAG
This is a messenger RNA of Polistes dominula (European paper wasp), 2277 nucleotides long. It is a transcript of the gene CPT2, whose product is annotated as Carnitine palmitoyltransferase 2. Gene Ontology annotation, biological process: fatty acid beta-oxidation. Gene Ontology annotation, cellular component: mitochondrion. NCBI's taxonomy places the organism in Eukaryota, Metazoa, Arthropoda, Insecta, Hymenoptera, Vespidae. Gene Ontology annotation, molecular function: carnitine O-palmitoyltransferase activity. The record is from RefSeq and is a predicted model, not a curated record.